This is a messenger RNA of Rubroshorea leprosula, 496 nucleotides long. Lineage: Eukaryota; Viridiplantae; Streptophyta; Magnoliopsida; Malvales; Dipterocarpaceae. The record is from the annotation of a GenBank genome assembly.
ACCAAUACCAAUUAAUAAAGAAUUAAUUUCUAUCAACAAUUACCUAGCUUGUAUCACAUGUAAAUUUGAGAAUGAAAUCCAAGGGAAAGCUAAAAAUCUUACUCAAGUUACAUGUCACGAACUACUUCUGUUCAGUAAUGAAGGGGACAAUUUGUUUGCUUUACUACCUCUGUUUGGUCCGGUGAAGGAGAAGAAGAUGAGUGGUGGAGGUGUGAGCAAAAUCAGGGGAGAUCUGUUUGCUUUGCUACUUCUGUUUAGUCUGGUUAAAGAGAGGAAGAUGAGUGGUGGAGAUGUGAGCAAAAUCAGGAUGCUGACGGGGGAGGAGAGGUGGUGGGCUUUUGAUGGAGGAGAGGUGGUGAGCUGUCGACAGAGGUGCAGGGAGAUCAGGUUGCUUUGUUGCUUGUCACGCCCCAGAACCCAAAUCCGAGGCGCGACAGACGCCGUGCACUCGUGAGACGGGUCCCACAAACGCACAAGGCUCGGAACUUAUUCAAAU